AUGAACGAGAAACCUGAUCCAGCUGACAGCAGCCCUCGGGAGGCUGGGGGCAUCAUUACCAACACCCUCGAGAGCUCCCAGACGCCGGAGACUGUGAUGGAAUCGCCAACGUCCACCGACAAAAACCCAGAGGCGCACACGUUCAACGAGCAGACAAAUUACGUGUCGAAGGUCAAGGUCAUCACGAUUUUCCUGGCAUGCGCCAGCGUGGACCUGGUAGCGCUCAUGGACCAGACCACCCUGGCAGCUAGCUUGUCUAUUGUUGGCAAUUACCUUCAUGCAGGACAACAGCUAUCCUGGCUUGCUAAUGGUUACUUCAUCACAUCCACAGUUGGGCAGCUCUUGUACGGCCGCCUCUCGGACAUAUGGUCGCGUAAGGUGAUCCUAAUGGUCGGACUGGCCAUCUUCGGCCUCGGAUCGCUGGCAUCCUCUCUGGCGCAGACGGCUACCCAACUCAUCAUUUUCCGUUGUUUUACGGGCCUGGGCGGUGGCGGACUCAUGACAGUUGCCCAGAUGAUCGUCAGCGAUGUGGCGACCCUCCUACUAACACCUCAGUUCCUUCAGGGCGCCGUCACUGCACUAGCCAACGGAAUAGGUCCCGUCAUCGGCGGCACCCUAUCCUCCAAAGGGGGCGACUCAUGGCGCUGGAUCUUUCGCCUCAAUCUGCCCCUGACGGCACUGUCUGCAGUAUGCGCCCUGUUUUUCAUGCCACUCAGGAAGGUCACUGGGGACUGGAAAUUGAAGACACGAGCCAUCGACUUCGUAGGCAUCUUGCUUGCAUUGGCAGGCACCACUAGCUUAAUGCUCGGUUUGACUUGGGGUGGCGGCGAGUAUCCCUGGGCUUCUGCAGCCGUCCUUACUACCCUCCUCGUGGGUUUCUUCAUCUGCGUCGUCUUUGUCUUGUGGCAGUGGAAGGGGCCGAGAUACCCGCUCGUACCUCUGGACAUCUUUCGAGCUCGCAUGACCAUCGGAGCAUGCAUCACCAUGGCUAUUAACGGGUGGAACUUCGUCGUUCAGGUCUACUACAUUCCCACCUUCUACCAGUUUGUCUACAACUAUGGGGCGACUAGAUCCGGUGUCAUGCUGCUUCCCAUCACCCUCGUGCAGACUGCGAGUAGUACCCUCUCCGGACUCAUAGUCCACUGGGUGGGACGUUACCGCGAGUGCAUCUUAUUCGGGUGGCUCUGCUGGUCGGUCGGUCUAGGCCUCAUGUCCACCCUCGACGAGACCUCUGGUCUAGGAAAGCAGAUCGGCUAUUCCCUGCUCAUUGGUGUGGGUGUGGGAAAUACUCUUCAGCCGGCUCUGGUCGCCAUCCAAGCAGGUGUUCCAAGAAAGGACAUGGCCGUUGUCACAUCAUUCCGCAACUUUGUGAGGAACUUGGGGGCUACAUUUGGGCUUGCCAUUUGCGGCACAAUUUUGAACAACAUCGUCAAGAGCUCGGUCAAUGGUCUGGAUCUGGGUGUGGAACAACGCGAUUCCCUUCUCAGUAACCCACAGCAGUACAUAUCGUCACUUUCUGAUGAAGAUGCGCAACGUAUCAGAGCCGUUCUCGCGCCCGCAUACCAGAAGUCUUUCAAGGUCAUCUUUGAGCUUGGUUCUGGCUUAGCAGCAGCAGCGUUCAUCGUAGCAUGGUUCUUGAUGCCGCACAUUGACUUGUCCCGCACCGACGAUCACAAGUUGAAAGAGGAGGGUCAUCAGGCGCAACUGAAAGAAAACGCUGACGCCGCAGAGAAGUCUCCGUGA
Colletotrichum gloeosporioides is the source of this 1743-nucleotide messenger RNA. Its product is annotated as MFS thioclapurine efflux transporter tcpA. Bases 1 to 1743 code for a protein of 580 amino acids. Gene Ontology annotation, biological process: transmembrane transport. Gene Ontology annotation, molecular function: transmembrane transporter activity. The record is from RefSeq and is a predicted model, not a curated record. NCBI's taxonomy places the organism in Eukaryota, Fungi, Ascomycota, Sordariomycetes, Glomerellales, Glomerellaceae. The transcript has 9 exons.